Messenger RNA from Varanus komodoensis (Komodo dragon), 2391 nucleotides. It is a transcript of the gene LMOD3, whose product is annotated as leiomodin 3. Gene Ontology annotation, biological process: pointed-end actin filament capping; myofibril assembly; muscle contraction. Gene Ontology annotation, molecular function: actin binding; tropomyosin binding. The coding region runs from base 190 to 1851 and encodes 553 amino acids. The transcript is spliced from 3 exons. Lineage: Eukaryota; Metazoa; Chordata; Lepidosauria; Squamata; Varanidae. The record is from RefSeq and is a predicted model, not a curated record. Gene Ontology annotation, cellular component: striated muscle thin filament; myofibril.
AGAUGCUUCAGUCCCCACUCACUCUGGCCCCAGCAUCUUCUAAGAGCAGGUUCUCCCACAAUUUCCAGCAAAAGCCACGUAGCAACACUCAGGAUCUCCUAAAGCUGAAGAAGAAAUAGCAUCUCGUUCCUCAUUCUGGUUGCUUUUCAUUUUCUUUUAAGUGCUUCUGCGUGUUAAUUGAUAAAGAACAUGUCUGACCAAGAGGAAACUUGUUUUGAGGAGAUGGAUGAAGAUGAAAUCUUGGCAAACCUGUCCCCUGAAGAGCUGCGGGAACUACAGAGUGAAAUGGAGGUCAUGGCUCCAGACCCCCAAGUGCCCGUUGGAAUGAUACAGAAAGAUCAGACUGAGAAACCCCCAACAGGAAACUUUGACCACAGAUCCCUUGUUGACUACCUGUAUUGGCAGAAGGCAUCCCGACGUAUGCAUGAGGAUGAGAGAGUUCCAGUCACUCUCUUGCCAUCGGAGCGAGUCGCUGGAGAAAAGGUUGAAGAAAAUGUUGCUGAUACCAGCAAUGAAAAUCAAAUCACAAAAAGUGUGAUGGGGAAAACAAAUGGAGAUGUAAGAGACUAUAAAGAAAAUGAAGAGGAGGAGGAGGAAAAGGAGGAGGAGGAGGAGGAGGAAGCAGAAGAGGAAGAGGAGGAGGAGGAGGAAGAGGAGGAGGAGGAAGAGGAGGAAGAAGAGGAGGAAGAAGAUCAGGAUGAUUUGGGAACAAAGAAAUCAUCUGGUGAUGAGGAUAGCAGAAGCAAAGUUGAGACUAAGGAUCCAAGCAUGAAACCAGUUGAAAAACAAGAAAAUAGUGAGAAGAAAAUAUCAAAGUUAAAUAUUCCCCAAAAAUUAGCUCUUGAUACCAGUUUUAUUAAAAUAAGUGCCAGACCUUCAGGAAAUCAAACCAAUCUGGAGGACAGCUUGAGAAAAGUCCGGAACAAUGACCCAAGCAUAACCGAACUCAACCUGAACAACAUUGAGAACAUCCCCAAGGAAAUGCUGGUGGACUUUGUCAAUGCCAUGAAAAAGAACAAGCACGUGAAAACGUUCAGUUUAGCCAACGUGGGGGCGGAUGAUAAUGUGGCUUUUGCCCUGGCCAACAUGCUGCGAGAGAACAGGAACAUCACUACCUUGAAUAUCGAUUCCAAUUUUAUUUCAGGUAAAGGGAUUGUCGCCAUUAUGAGGUGCCUGCAGUACAACGAGAAGCUGACUGAGCUACGUUUUCACAACCAGAGGAGUAUGUUGGGCCACCAGGCAGAAAUGGAGAUUUCCAGGCUGCUGAAAGCCAACCCUACGCUGCUGAAGAUCGGCUACCACUUUGAACUUCCAGGGCCCAGAAUGGUGGUUACCAAUCUACUCAGCAGAAACCUGGACAAGCAGAGGCAGAAAAGGAUAGAAGAGCAAAGGCAGCAGCAGCUGAAACAGCAGAAGGAGCUGAUAGCGAUGCUUGAGAAUGGCCUCGGGCUGCCUCCUGGGAUGUGGGAAUUGCUGGGGGGACCAGUGCCUGCCUCAGUGAUAUCUCCUCCAGCACAACCUCCAAUGCCACCAGUCCCCAGAGUGCCAUCUCUUAGCAGAAAAAAUGAGCCAGCAAGGAAACCAGACCCUGAAGCUCAGAGCAGGGAAGACACUCCCUCCUUCAAAAUAGUGAAACUCAAGAGAACCCAGCGCAAGCCCAGUGUGAAAGAAUACGUGGAGCCUGCUGAAAAAACCAAUCUCAAAGAUGUGAUCCGAACACUAAAACCUAUUCCAAGAAUUCGGCCACCUCCUCUAGUGGAAAUAACUCCAAGGGAUAAGCUGCUUAACGAUAUUCGUCAGAGCAACGUAGCGUAUCUUAAACCAGUGCCAGUUCCCAAAGAGCUGGAGUAAGACACCCCAUUCAGCAGAAGGAAACAACUCAGAAAACAGACAGACCAUCCAGGUGUUGCUUCAGAUUGUUUCAAGGGCUGUUUCCUUCAGGUGGAAGAGAUGAAGAUGUGGGAUCAACAGUUGAAUCAUGCUGUCUGUUGAAGUGAUAGAAGGCAUUUCAAUGGUUAAGAAUUCUUAUCCAUUCUCCCGUAAUGAGCUGGUUUCAUCCUACAGCCCCAGUCAUCCAGCUGGAUUCUUAUUUCUCUUUUGGUGGGGGAUGGAGAAAGAUACUCUGCCUUUCCCUUUCAUAAUGAUGUUACCACUUUUAUGGUUCCUUCAGUAACUCUUCCUCCAAGCGUGUCAUCUUCUCUGUUAAGUUGGCAUCCUUUUGUGAGUUCUUUCCUGCCUCCUUCAUCGACACACCUGUAGUUGUGUGGCAUCCCUACCAGCUUCAGCACCUUUUCCCUCUUUCUUUCUCUUUGGGUGUGGGGCAAACCACAGUUGCUAUGGUUUUUAUUAGAGGAAGGAUACCACGACAGAAAUAAACCUCUACUUUCAGAA